AUGGCUUCGGACGAAAACGACCCCCGCCGCAACCGCAGCCGCGAUCGCGACCAGUUCGACGAGCACAACCCGUUCAUCGCGUUCCGCCGCUUCGCCGACUCGCACGUGUCGUCGCUUCUGAACACCGUCUUCACGCUGCCCGCCACCAUCGCCAACUACAAAAACGUCCACGUUGCGCGCGAGCACUGCCUCUUCGGCCGCGCAGACUCGGCAAAGUGCGAGCAGCUGCACGAGCUGGAGGAAGAGACGGCCCGGGUGAUUGCCGAGUGCCGCGAGCUGUAUCGUGCCGGCAACGUAGAGCAGGCACUCGACAGGGGCGAGGCUCUGCUGCAACUCAACCAUGCUGCCGACGAGCUCCGCAAGCAGAUCGUGGAAGGCGGCCAGGGAAGCAGCCCUGCAGAGAGGCGCGCAGGCCUCAUCCCCGAAGCACGCGACGGCAACAGCAGGACGGAGCUGGUAGAACGCGUGGCCAAUGAAAAGGGACAGCAGUGGGGCUGGUCAUGGGACUGGGGCUUCCCUAAGCCAUUCGAUGCGGAUGAGGACAUCGCAGACAGGCGCGAUCGAUGUCGACGAUGGCGCCGCCGACGGGAAGAGUCCAUGCUCACGAACACACAAGCAGCCGAGCAACGUGAUGCAGCGGAGGACCGCUCAAUGUUCCCCGACCAACAGAGCUGGGUGGAACAGCAGCGUUUCCUGCAUCAGCUGGACGAGGCACUUCUGCCUAUAUUCCAGGAACUGUUCCGUCGCGAGAGUUCCGAGACUGCGGACGUGUAUGAUAUGGCUGGAAACUCGAAUGUUGCUGCAGAGCUGGUACGUGUUGGUGUACCCAGGGAUGCCUUCGAGGACCUCCUUCGCUCUCAGAACGGCUAUCCUUUGAUGCCUCAAGAGAAGCUGGGCCAGUCUGACCACUUGCUGCACGAGAACUGGUGCCGUCGUUUCUUCGACCGUACCGAUCGGGGAUUCGUGGGUCGACCAUCCAGACCCGAGUAUCCCAAGCGAGUCCCAUGGGAGGGCGAGGAAACAGCCGAGGAACCUAAUUACGAGUACGCUCAUGAUCACGAAGAUCAACACGAUGAGCCUCCAAGCCCCAAGACCAAGCAAGGUGGCUGGUCUAGCGGUAUGCCGGAGACGGAAAUGGAAGCUUACGAGCGCUUGCUUGGCCCUACGCCUGCCUUCGGAUCGGACGCCCAAACAGAGGGUCGCCCCUCUGUACUUUCGACCCUCACCACUACGGAGCGCACGGUCCACCCAGAUGGUACCGUCACAACCAAGGUCGUGCUCAAGAAGCGCUUCAACGAUGGCCGAGAGGAAAGUUCCGAGACUGUCCACACAGAGCGGGGACAAGACUCCGCGGGGGAACCAAGUGAUUCUCCAUCGAGCGUGUGGGAAGCUGCUGCUCAACACAAACCACAGGAGCAAGCCCGCAAGGACAACGAUAAGAAGACUGGCUGGUUCUGGUCGAGUUGA
This is a messenger RNA of Paraphaeosphaeria sporulosa, 1467 nucleotides long. RefSeq lists its product as uncharacterized. The transcript has a single exon. The record is from RefSeq and is a predicted model, not a curated record. NCBI's taxonomy places the organism in Eukaryota, Fungi, Ascomycota, Dothideomycetes, Pleosporales, Didymosphaeriaceae. The coding region runs from base 1 to 1467 and encodes 488 amino acids.